AUGCCAAGGAAAACCCUUUUGGGAAACUGGUAUGAAGAGGAGGCCUAUAAACAGGACCGCAGACGUCUUAUGGAGGGUCGAAAUGGUGGUUUCGUGGAUGCUGCAAGCGAGACACAAAAAAUCAUUGCAAAAGUUAAACAUCACAAUACUCCAUACAAUCUCGCCAAAAUGCCUGAAGACGGUUAUCUACACUUCUACACACCUAUCAUGUUACAGAAUGCGGCCACACUUGGUUUUCUCUCUCUUGAUUUGGAAGACCGAACAAGGGGACCAACUGGAUGGCGUGUUGUCUGCUCAACCGCACCUGCCGAGGGACCAACACUGCGCAACUGCUUCGUCCUUGUUCCGGCCCCCACGGGCCCAACAGACAUGAUAGCGCCACCGAGUGAGGAGAUCGACAUGGUGCACUACGGCCAGCCAUUUUUUCUCAUGACAGUGCCGGAGUUAUGUGAUGAUCCACUUUCGUUGGUGUCUGAGCACAAGGGACCUCACAGCGCAUCAAAGGUAACAGGGAAAUACCAGGAUGUAUUUUUAUCUCCCGAUGGUAACUGCGCAGAGGCUAUGUGGGUAGUGGACUUUGCAAACCCAGAUUACCGUGAGGAUAUGCGAGAUAGACCAGUUAAGGCAGAUGCUGUGAUGAUGAUACGACACAAUCACACAAAUGUUCCCCUGGCAAGUACAAAAAAUGUUUUCUACAAUGAUUUCGGUCCUGAAUAUGAGGUGUGCUGCCACAGAUUUUCUCCCAACGUCACUAAACUACGUGGUGGUCAGUUACUGGAUGAAAACUUUUGGACCUUUGUCCACAGUGAAGAGGGAGAGCAUGAGGAACGAGAGAAGAAUCAUAGCGAGGCUACUGCAACGGCAGAAGCAGAAAAAAAUGAUUCCUAG
Trypanosoma theileri is the source of this 888-nucleotide messenger RNA. Its product is annotated as calpain-like cysteine peptidase. Lineage: Eukaryota; Euglenozoa; Kinetoplastea; Trypanosomatida; Trypanosomatidae. The record is from RefSeq and is a predicted model, not a curated record. Gene Ontology annotation, biological process: cilium assembly. The transcript has a single exon. Gene Ontology annotation, cellular component: motile cilium. The coding region runs from base 1 to 888 and encodes 295 amino acids.